Messenger RNA from Polyodon spathula (Mississippi paddlefish), 4499 nucleotides. Its product is annotated as 3'-5' RNA helicase YTHDC2. Gene Ontology annotation, cellular component: intracellular anatomical structure. The transcript is spliced from 31 exons. Bases 84 to 4379 code for a protein of 1431 amino acids. Gene Ontology annotation, molecular function: protein binding; RNA binding; ATP binding. NCBI's taxonomy places the organism in Eukaryota, Metazoa, Chordata, Actinopteri, Acipenseriformes, Polyodontidae. The record is from RefSeq and is a predicted model, not a curated record.
CACAGACAGUUUCCUGGGUUUGAAACCGGAGAGAAACGCGACCGGCUAAAUACUGAAGCGGCUGAUUGGGAAACUGAAAGAAAAUGUCACGGCCAAGUAGCUUGUCUCCAAGGCCAGGCAUGUCCCAGUCUAGCCAGUCUGGUUCUUCAAGAGCUCGAGGGCUGAAGGAUAUCCGGAUCGAUGAAGAAGUUAAGAUAGCUGUGAACAUUGCGCUGGACAGAUUUCGAUACAGUGAUCAAAAAGAAAUGGAAUUUCCAUCUUCCUUGACUAGCACUGAAAGAGCGUUUAUUCAUCGUCUUGCACAGUCUUUGGGCUUGAUUUCCAAAAGUAGAGGAAAGGGGACAGCUAGGUUUCUUACAAUAAAGAAGAAGGAUGGAUCUGAGGCAGCACAGUCUGUAAUGAACUUCAACCUUUCCCACAACACUAAACAUGUAGUGCGAAGUUUGCUUCAGAGAUUUCCAGUCACUAACAAAGAACGGACUGAUCUUCUGCCUAAAACUGAACGCGGAAGUUCACUGGCUCUUGAGGCUGAAAGUGUCAGAGAUAAGAACAGGACAAGCGGACGCCUCAACAACGGGAUCCCCCAGGUUCCUCCGCGGAGAGGGGAGUCGGAUUUGGAUUCCUUCAGGCGCACACUGCCAGUCUAUGAAAGACGAGAGGAAAUUGUAAAGAUUAUAAAAGAAAACAGAGUGGUGUUAAUAGUUGGCGAAACUGGAUCUGGAAAGACUACACAGGUACCUCAGUUUCUUCUUGAUGAUUCUUAUGCGAAUGGAAAUCCGUGCCGUAUAUUCUGUACUCAGCCAAGGAGGCUAGCAGCCAUUGCUGUGGCUGAACGAGUAGCUGCAGAGAGAGGGGAAAAGAUUGGCCAGACAAUUGGCUACCAGAUACGACUGGAAAGCAGAGUUUCUCCAAAGACACUGCUAACCUUCUGCACUUGUGGAGUACUUCUGCGAACUCUGAUGGCAGGGGAUGCCACCCUUUCAACUGUUACACAUGUAAUUGUGGAUGAAGUGCAUGAGAGAGAUGGACUAAGUGAUUUCCUGCUGAUAAAAUUAAGGGAUAUGUUGCAGAACCACUCUUCUUUGAAGCUCAUUCUUUCUAGUGCUGCUCUUGAUGUUAAUCUGUUUAUAAGAUACUUUGGCUCCUGUCCAGUUAUUUACAGGAAUUUCAUUGCAUUUGAAGUAAAGGAACUAUUUCUGGAAGACAUCUUACGGACAACAGGUUACACAAACAAAGAUAUGAUGAAAUACAAGAAGGAAAAGCAAAAAGAGGAAAAGCAACAGACGUCACUUACUGAGUGGUGCAAGGUUAAGGACAGCAACACCAGGCCAGAGCAACAGAGGGAAAGAACCACCUCCUGCCCAAUAGAAGAAAAUUACUUGCUUGAUGAUGGUGGAGACAGUGUUUUUAGUCAACUGAGUGAGAAAGAUGUGAACUCCCUGGAGCCUUGGCUGCUGAAGGAAAUGGAUUCCUGCAUCUCUGACAUCUUCCUCAAUCAAGAUGCUGAUGCUUUUGUCCAGCUGUUUAACCUCAUUUUAAGUGAAAAUGUCAGCGUUGAUUACAGACACAGGGAAACCAGUGCAACACCACUGAUGGUUGCGGCAGGCAGAGGAUUCCUUAGUCAAGUGGAACAGCUUCUCAGCAUGGGUGCCAAUGUGAAUUUCAAAGCAUCCAAUGGCUGGACAGCAUUAGACUGGGCUAAGCACUUCAACCAGGCUGAGGUAGUGGAUCUGCUUGAAUCUUACAUCUCAUCAUUAGAGGCUGGGCAUCUGGAUGAAAGCUCCCUGGUCCAGAGUGAGAGUGGAGAGCUGACUGCUGAGGACAGAGAGAUCCUGAAGGCUUACCAUCACAGCUUCGACGAUGAGAAAGUGGAUCUGGACCUGAUCAUGCAUCUCCUAUACAACAUAUGUCAGAGCUCUGAUGAUGGUGCAGUUUUAAUUUUCUUGCCUGGAUAUGAUGAAAUAGUAGGACUUCGAGAUCGUAUCCUAUAUGAUGAUAAAAGAUUUUCAGAUUACACACAGAGGUAUCAGAUUUUUACACUCCACUCGAACAUGCAGACAUCUGAUCAAAAGAAAGUGCUUAAACCCUCACCUGCUGGCAUUCGUAAAGUUAUUCUUUCAACCAAUAUUGCAGAAACCAGCAUCACUGUCAAUGAUGUUGUCUUUGUUAUUAAUGCUGGCAAAGUUAAAGAGAAAUCCUUUGAUGCUCUCAACCACGUGACAAUGUUAAAAAUGGUGUGGAUUUCAAAGGCAAGUGCAAUCCAGAGAAAAGGAAGAGCCGGUCGCUGUAGACCAGGUGUAUGUUUCCACCUGUUCAGCAGAUUACGAUUCAAAAACAUGUUGGAGUUCCAGGUUCCGGAGCUUCUCAGGAUGCCUCUUCAGGAACUGUGUCUGCACACUAAACUGCUGGCUCCCAUCACCUGUCCAAUAGCCGACUUCCUUGCCAAAGCACCUGAGCCUCCACCAGCUCUAAUUGUCAGGAAUGCUGUGCAGAUGCUCAAGACAAUCGAUGCCAUGGACCCCUGGGAAGACUUGACGGAACUCGGAUACCACCUAGCUGAUCUCCCAGUAGAACCGCACUUUGGAAAGAUGGUCUUGUGUGCUGUGGUCCUCAAGUGUCUUGAUCCUAUUCUCACGAUAGCCUGCACGCUGGCCUACAGAGAUCCCUUUGUUCUGCCGGUACAGGCUGCACAGAAGAGGGCAGCAAUGUUAUGCAGGAAGCGUUUCACUGCAGGGACCUUCAGUGACCAUAUGGCUCUCCUUCGAGCUUUCCAGGCAUGGCAGAAAGCUCGCAGUGAUGGCUGGGAAAGAGUAUUCUGUGAGAAGAACUUUUUGUCCCAAGCCACCAUGGAGAUUAUCAUAGGGAUGAGGACACAGCUUCUUGGACAGCUACGAGCGAUAGGUUUUGUUCGGGCAAGAGGGGGAGGCGACAUUCGAGAUGUGAACCUUAACUCUGAGAACUGGGCAGUUGUAAAAGCUGCCCUGGUGGCUGGGAUGUAUCCCAACCUCAUCCAUGUUGACAGGGAAAAUGUCAUGCUGAUGGGAUCAAAGGAGAAGAAAGUCAGAUUUCAUCCUAACUCUGUUCUGAGCCAGCCACUGUAUAAAAAGAUUCCUCCAGCAAAUGGACAAGCUGCAGCUGUCCAGUCACUUCCAACAGACUGGCUUAUUUAUGAUGAAAUGACUAGAGCCCACAGAAUCGCUAGCAUUAGAUGCUGUUCUGUAGUGACUCCAUUUACAGUGGCUAUCUUUGGAGGGUCGGCUAAGUUGCCAAGCACUGCUUUACAGGAGCCUUCAAUACAAAGAGUUGAUGGUGUGAAUGACAGCAGUGACAGUGAGAUGGAAGACCGAUCCACUGCUAACAUGGCCACUCUAAAGAUAGACGAAUGGCUGAAUUUCAAAUUGGAGCGAGAGACUGCCAAUCUAGUUUUCCACCUGAGACAGAAAUGGCACAGUUUGUUCCUGCGUCGAAUACGGGCGCCUUCAAAGCCCUGGUCUCAGGUGGAUGAAGCAACUAUGAGGGCGCUUGUGUCUGUCCUGAUCACUGAGGAGCAUGUAGCUGGCCUCCAGCAGCCUACUGGGAUUGGUCAGCGACCCCGUCCCAUGUCCUCAGAAGAACCCCCACAGUUAUCAUCUUGGAGGGCCACCAACAGCAGGGAGAGUUCUGCGGAUACUGAGUUUUCAGAUGAGACGUCAAAUGUAGAAAGGGCUCAAAUGAUGUCUCCAUCUCCAGCAUUUUCCCAACCCAAGGGGUACAAAAACAGGGGGAUUCUGCAUCCUAAAAAAAGCUCUGGUGACAGGUCAAAUCAGUCAUCUGUGAAAACUACAGACAGCAACAGUUACCCCAGUCCCUGUGCCAGUCCUUCACCACCAUCCUCAGGGAAGUGUUCUAAAUCUUCCUCUCCCAGACCAAAUACGCCAUUCCGUUACUUUAUUAUGAAGAGCAGUAACCUACGUAACAUUGAGAUCUCCCAGCAAAAGGGAAUCUGGUCCACAACUCCUAGUAACGAGCUCAAGCUGAACCGAUCCUUCUUGGAGAGCAGCAUUGUCUUUCUGGUGUUUUCUGUGCAAGGAUCUGGACACUUUCAGGGUUAUGCAAGAAUGUCCUCAGAAAUAGGACAGGAGAGGAGCCAGGAGUGGGGCUCUACAGGUCUUGGGGGAGUUUUCAAGGUGGAAUGGAUCAAGAAGGAGAGCCUCCCUUUUCAGCAUGCACACCAGCUGCUUAACCCCUGGAAUGACAAUAAGAAAGUGCAGAUCAGCAGAGAUGGGCAGGAGCUGGAGCCUCAGGUUGGUGGGCAGUUGCUACAACUUUGGGAACAGGCUUCUUUGAUAGGAAAAACACUACAAAUAGACUCCAGGCUUGGCGUACUGGGAGAGUCUUAAAGGCUGAUCAUUUGGCUGAACCAAGACCAUGAAGAUUCUAGUUUCUUAAAGCUGGACUAGGUAGUAUCAGAUGUUAAUGACUCUCUCUCUCUCUCUCUCUCUCUCUCUCUCUCUCUCUCU